UUUAUACCAUACUCUCUAUCCUUAUCUCGCACGACCUGAGCCGUACGUAAGCUUUUCCAUUUAGUCCCAGGCUCCUGUGGGACCUUGGGCGUUGUUCGUCUCAGCACAUCUCGAUUUUCCUGAAGCCUCAAGUUCCACGACGCCAGCCACUUUCACCUCAUGCCACGGUGGUUAUCCUCCUACAUUUCCAAGUAUAGCUUAGAAGAACCGCUACCCGCCGAGCGGCAACCCGGAUCAGAAGGGUCCCUAUGCGCCUCGUUCACGACUAAUACGUUAAAAGCCAAUCUCUAUAGCAAGGUUGGGGCGAGCUGUCUCUGGGGUCUUUGAUAAUUCUUAUAUGCUUUAUAACGGUUCUUGAGCAUAUUUUCGAGCCAGUCGCGCUGGUACUACCACGCGACGCACGGAAGAUGCCUAUCAUCAAUGGACAAAAAAUGGCGUGUGAGCCAUGCAUACGAGGGCAUCGAUCCACCAAGUGCGCGCAUUUGGGUGAUCGUAUGUUACUACCUGUGCGAAAGCCGGGUCGACCGUUGAGUACUUGUCCUCACCCGCCGGGCAAGUCGUGCCAAUGCCGGAAUGUAACCGCCGCGCUCCCUAAAGGAGGUUCCUGUCGGUGCGGUGGUAGUCCGUCUACUAAGACUAACGGCACACCAGCCAUCGUCAAGGCCGAGCCUUCGGACAACGCGCCUCAAUCACCUACGAAACAAGCAUCAUUUCGAAUACAGAAGUCGAUAGCAAAGCCAAACCGAAAGCAGUCUGCUGAUGCUUCCGCUUCCGCUUUACAGCGCAUGAAUGCCAACAGUUUAAACUUGAUUGGCGCCAGUAGUCUCUUACCGACAUCUUCCGCGAAUAUCAUCUCCUCUUCCUCUGACUACACCAGUUAUAUCCCGCCCUUACAAAAUGGGAACCACCAGUAUCCCAUUUAUCCACAAAUAGCUUCUCGCCUAGAUAGACCGCUAGACUCCUCUCUCCUUACCCUAAACAACGGUCUGUCAAACAUAUCGUCACCGCAGUCUUCUAGAAACGGAAUCCCGGACCGUUCGAAUAAUUCAACGGUUGGUUCCGAAACGAUGACAUCUGUCACAUCUGGCUCUUCACACCAUACGCCAACUUCAAGUACUGGGGAUUCUUCUCAAGAACCCUCUUUAGACCAGCCUGGGAGCUGCUGUUCUCGAAGGGCACAGCAAUCUCAACCAGUACAAACUCAAAUACAAUUCCAGGGCCAAGCCCAAGCUGGAUCUCAGCAAUCAUCAGGUAUGAUGGGCUAUAUAUCCCAGGUCCCAACGGCCAACGGCUCUAUGACGGCACAAUUUCCGCCACAAGUGUCAGCUGAACAACAAGUAUAUCCUAUGAACCACUUCCAUCAACCAGCUCUAUAUUCGGAGCAGGCUUCGUUUGGGACGUACCACUUCCCGCUACAGCAGUCACAAUGGGAGCAGUUAGUAGGGAACUUAUUGCCUCAGAUUGAACCAAAUGGGGGCGUUCUGGGUUCCUAUACAAGUCACGUAUGUCACUGUGGUCCUGAAUGCGACUGCCUUGGCUGCCCCGCCCACCCGUACAACCAGGCAACAUGCCAGUAUAUUCGAGAUAUCAUGGCUUUCCAGGAAGAGCCUAUAAACGGGAAGGUUGAUACGAAUAGUUCUUCAAUACCGGACCCGCCGCUAGCGGUAGGCGAGGCAUCACCACCGCCGACACAUAGCCCAGCCGAUACGGAGUCACCUGGCGCGAAUGAUUUGAAUUUAUCUCCUAGCGAAUUCCUUUUCGUUGAUUAUGGUCAUGGAAUGUGCGGAUGUGGUGAUGACUGCGCAUGUGUAAAUUGUAUGAUUCACCGAGAUCCUCUGGACGCGAAGAUGCAUGGUGGAACCCAGGACAAUGCCCGAAACUAAGGGAGAAGGAUAAUAUGGCUAUUCCUCUUGCGCAUGGGCUAAUAUCCAACUACACGACUCCUCUCUCAGAUACGAUAAUGUGAUAAAUCAAAUAAUAUCC
Daldinia caldariorum is the source of this 1983-nucleotide messenger RNA. RefSeq lists its product as uncharacterized. Lineage: Eukaryota; Fungi; Ascomycota; Sordariomycetes; Xylariales; Hypoxylaceae. Gene Ontology annotation, cellular component: nucleus. Gene Ontology annotation, biological process: intracellular copper ion homeostasis; positive regulation of transcription by RNA polymerase II; intracellular iron ion homeostasis. The transcript has 2 exons. Bases 408 to 1883 code for a protein of 491 amino acids. Gene Ontology annotation, molecular function: DNA-binding transcription factor activity, RNA polymerase II-specific; RNA polymerase II cis-regulatory region sequence-specific DNA binding; copper ion binding. The record is from RefSeq and is a predicted model, not a curated record.